Messenger RNA from Colius striatus (speckled mousebird), 4069 nucleotides. It is a transcript of the gene CCDC51, whose product is annotated as coiled-coil domain containing 51. The transcript has 5 exons. Bases 645 to 1901 code for a protein of 418 amino acids. The record is from RefSeq and is a predicted model, not a curated record. Lineage: Eukaryota; Metazoa; Chordata; Aves; Coliiformes; Coliidae.
GCCGCCGCCGCCGCUUCCGCCGCAGGCAGCGGUGCGGUGCCCUCGCACGUAGGAGCUGCUGCCCGCGUUGGGGGCGGCGGCGGCCACUAGCCCCAGAGGGCACCUCAGCAGCGGCGGCGGCUGCCGAGUGGGGAGGAGGCGGAGGGCGAGGGCUGUCGCCCCGCGGCGGGUCACCUCCUGCGGCUGAGGGGAUUGCGGUGCCGCUUCCCGGGCCUGCGCCGGACUACUGGAGACGGGAGCAGUCUCGCCGUGCUGUCUGCGGAGUGCCGGGACAAGGGAUCGCCGCCAGCAGAGGAGAAGUCAGUCAUGUGGAAAACACUUUUUCCGCCUCGAGCGUGAGCAACAGAGCUCUGUAAUUAUUACGUCCCUGUGAUGUGAUGCAUCAAACUCAAAUGUGAAAGUACAAGGCAAAAUUUCACAUGGCAAUCACUUCCGUGCUACAGCAUUAAAUUUCUCUGAAGCUACUUCUGUUGGUACUGGAUCUACGUAUGAUCUCUGUUUACACAGUGAGUGAAUUGGUAGUCAAGAAGCAUGUUGGGAGUACUUAGUAACAGCAGAAAAGCAGGAAUCUGUGGCAGAGCUGCCCUUUGUUGAAAGUUGUGGAAGGCUCUCUAGCACUUUUAUUCAAUGAUUAAAUUCAAGACAUGGGGCCAAUGAAAUACAGGUCAAGUGUGUCCUCGGUGUCCUGUGGUCUGCAGUAUCACCAUUCAUUGACAAAGUGGAGUCCGAAAAGGAAUUUACACAUAAUGCGGACUUACUGCUCGUCAGCACCAAAGAGACCCGAAGCCAAGUCUGCGCUAGAAAUGGCCAUGGGGCUCUUUCAUCGGCUGACGGAAGCUGGGACCAUCAUGGGAAAAAACUCCCUACAAAAAAUAUCUGCAACGUGCAAGACCUGGUGGGACAGAUACGAAGAGUUUGUUGGAAUUAAUGAAGUUCGAGAGGCUCAGGGAAAAGUGACAGAGGCUGAAAAUGUCUUUAUGAUAGCUCGAGGGAUAGUGCGAGAGGCUCGUGAAAAUGUAGAAGCCCAACAGAUGAAACUGAAGGAAAUUCGGGACCGCUUAGACAGGGUCUCUCGGGAUGACACCCAGUAUUUAGAACUGGCUACUCUGGAACACAGGUUGCUGCAGGAAGAGAAGAGGUACCGAUCUGCGUAUUUAAAUGCAGAAGAAUCUGAGAGAGAAAAAUUCUCUCUCUUCUCUGCAGCUGUACGGGAAAGCCAUGAGAAGGAGCGGACAAGAGCUGAAAAAACAAAGAACUGGUCUAUUAUUGGUUCUGUACUGGGAGCCAUUAUAGGUGUUCUUGGUUCCACCUAUGUUAACCGAGUAAGGCUGCAAGAAUUGAAAGUCUUGGUACUCGAAGCACAGAAGGGCCCAAUAAAUUUACAGGAAGCCAUCAAAGAACAGGCCUCCAGCCAUUACUUACAGCAGAAGGAUCUCAGUGAGGUCAUAGCAGACCUGAAAAGUGUGCUGCAAACAAGGACAUCACAGGAAACAAAAGAAGGUGCUUUGUUAACUAGAGAAGACAGGAAUGACUCCAUAAAAAUAGAUUCUCUUUUAAUUCCUUUAAACGAACAGCUCAACUACACUAAACAAGUCAGUUCAUGUCUAGGGAGUUUACAACAGCAGUUUAACAAUCUGCAGGAAAGUAUAGCACAGCUGAUUUCUGAGAUGCAGAGCAUUAAAGUUGCAGUCCAUUCUAGACCUACAGGAGUGACACCACGAUCUUCAGUGGAGGGUAAGAAUCAAGCUUCUGCCCUGAGAGAUGUCAUUUUAGAGUUGUGUGAUACCGAGCGAAGACUCGAAACCCAAAUCAAGAGAAAUUCUAUUUACAGCACUGCAUUGACAUGUGCCAUGUUUGCUCUUACUCUGCCAGUGCUCUAUAUUAUACUGAAAGGGAACUGAUCUCUAAUUAAUUGCCACAAUUUACUAGAUUAAUAAAAGUAAACUUGCACUCUAAGUACAUAGAGUACAAGUCCAAAUGAAGCUGUGCUAGCAUUUCUCAUUAUGCUUUCUCCUGUACUUCUGAAAAACUUGUAAAGACUUAGUUCAUCUGCUGCUGCAGGCUCUGUGUUAACAGUCUUUGUCAUGCAUCAUGGUUUUUAACUCCUCAAGCAAAGGAAAUUCCAUCAUUGAUUUCAUUCACUGUUUCACUCCUUUGCUGUCUAGUCUUGUAUAUUGUGCUAAGCAGCCACUUUCAUUUUGGAGAUGUAUUUGUGAUUUUCUGUUCACAUUGAUUCCUGUAAUCUCUUAUUGAUCAAAAUGCUUCAUGUGUAAUCCUGUAUCAUUUUGCCCUGAUUUCUUCAUAGUUUUGCAGUUUGUCUAUAUACAAAACAUGAGGAGUCAUUUUACCAGAUAGAAAUAUUUUCCCAGAAGUUCAUGGUGUGGUUUGGUUUGGGUUUUUGUUUAAAUUCUAGGUAGAAUGUGGUGACUUGCAAGAUGACAAACAGCAGGGGCCAGGAUUGAAUGUUACCAGUGAUUGAGGAUUGAAGUUACCUGGGUACAAUGAUGCCACAUGAUGCACUUAAAAUUAUUUAAGAUACAUUUGGUAAAUUGUUGCUAAGGCAGUUUGUCAUGAAGUAUCCAAAAACAUUUCUGGAGCUUCGAGUCUUUGUUACUAACAGCUCAGUGUCCUUAAAGGCUUACUGGCCAAGAAAAGGGCUCAGGCACAGAGAUGUUUUCAGUAUGCUAAGUUUGUUCUGCCAGUGCAAGCUAAUUAUUCUUUCUCUAUGGACUCCUUAACCCAUCACUGCCUAGGUAUUUUGUGGUUUAAUCAUCUAUGGAGCAAUCGCUUUCUUAUCCUUACUAGUAUCUCGUGGGAACUUUCUCUGGUUUUUAUUCUUUUUUCAACUUCGGCUUGUCUGGAAAUUGCAAUACUGCUCUACAGCAGGUGCCUUUAACCUGGUACAUUAGUGGGAAUGGCAGGGUACAAACGACUCCAAAAUAAUAUUUGGGAAAAAAGUGAAAGGUCGAGCUGCCUGCCUUUCCUGGAAGGAGGAAGAGUGGCUGAUUGAGGAAAAAAUGCUUGUCUAAACAGCUAAACAUCAGUACCUGUGUGUGGCCUCACACAAGGUUGUUGGUAUCAUUGUGAUAAGAAAUAGUUUUCUCCCUGUGAUGGUAGCAGAUAAGCAAAUCUGAGGUGGCAGUCCUGAUCUGUGAGCACUUCUGCACAGCCUUUGCUGAGACCUUUGCCUUUGUGUGAGCAUUUCAGAAUGGCUGAGUUGUGUUUAGUAUACAGACUGAUAUGGAGGGAUUUAUUUCUAGCAGCUCUUGCUGGUUUCUUUUGCCUAGUAACCGUAUUACAACAGUCUGAAGUUUUGAUUAUAAGCUCCUAAGACUUUAGGAUCUUUGGGACAGGGACACUUGCUCCAUGAAGCACCAACGUAAUUUCGUAUCGUUAGGUACUAUUAUAACGUGACCGGAUAAACAAACAAUCUUAGGAAAGAUCUGUGGUGAGUCACUACUUGUAAGGGUGAUGAGGUAUGGAAAAGGUGGUUUUGGGAAGGGCUUUUGCUGAUUUAUAUAUUGAUGUUUUAAAGUGUAAAGUGAGUAACAAGCAUUUGUCAGAGGAGCUGUUUGAUCUGAUGGCUUGAGAACUGGGAUUAAAAUUCUCACACACUUAGCUGCAUCAAGAACUAUACAUAUAGAUCAAUAUAAUUUUUAAAAUCCAGAAUAUUUCAUUUUCUCAUUUUGCAAGUAUUUUUAGAGAUUAUACUUCUUGCAAGAACUUGAAGAUUAGAAACAAGUAUGUAAUUAAAGGGGAAAGGAUAAUACAAUUUUUCUAUUUGUAAUUUGCUGACACUAGUCCUUGAGAAGUUUGGUCUGGUUUGGUUUGGGUUUUUUUGUUUUGUUCAGUUUAGGCUCCCCUUAUUAUGUAAGUAUCUGAAUUUUAGAUACUCAGCAUCACUGAAAAGCGUGGAUUGUGUAUACAUGAGCAUGGUUUUAAAAUGCUGCAUGUGUUAGGCAAUGAAACUUUAAAGUCAAGGCAAUACUCACUGGAUUGUACUUGAUGGCAUCAAAAAUGAGUAAAGAUCUGAGGUUAAACUUGUAUACAAUAAAUGAGGCAAUACAAA